AUGGCCGCGUCAUCGACUCGAUUGCGAUGCUUAUAUGCGACGUCCGCGCCCUGGAAAAGAUCACCCUCUCAAUCAUUCAGCAACCUAUCUCGCCACUAUGCUACUACCACCAACUCGGAUCCUUCUGCCUCAACAACGACGACAGCCGCAUCGGAUGGGAAUGUAGCACCUCGACCUCGAAGGACAACUACAUUCAAAGAUAAACUCAAUGCCGGGCCAUCAUUCGCUGAUUUUGUCAGCGGCGGCGGAAAUGCAGAGGCAUAUGCGCUCGACACCGUCAUGGUUGGACCUGCAGGACGUAAGAGAGAACACACUCGUCUACCCUCGUGGUUGAAGACACCUAUCCCCGAUUCCGAGAACUUCAAACGCAUCAAGAAGGACCUCCGAGGAUUGGAUUUGCAUACAGUUUGUGAAGAAGCUCGGUGCCCGAAUAUCUCAGAUUGUUGGGGAGGCAGUAGCAAGUCCGCAGCAACAGCGACUAUUAUGCUGAUGGGUGACACAUGUACACGAGGAUGCCGGUUUUGCAGUGUUAAAACCAAUCGAGCUCCUGCGCCACUGGAUCCUCACGAGCCUGAAAAUACCGCUGAAGCUCUACGACGCUGGGGUCUUGGGUACGUGGUGCUUACCAGCGUUGAUCGCGAUGAUCUCGCGGACGGUGGAGCACGGCAUUUUGCAGACACAGUUAUGAAGAUCAAACAAAAGGCACCUAAUAUCCUUGUUGAGUGUCUCACGGGCGAUUUCGCCGGCGACCUUGAGAUGGUAUCUCUCGUAGCGCGCUCCGGUCUCGACGUCUACGCACACAACGUCGAAACCGUGGAAGCGCUCACACCUGAAGUCCGCGACCGUCGAGCCACUUUCCAGCAAUCCCUCCGUGUUCUCGAGGCUGCCAAACGCGCAAACCCGUCCCUCAUCACCAAGACCUCCAUGAUGCUGGGUUUCGGCGAAAGUGAGGCUCAGAUGUGGGAUGCUCUCCGCCAACUCCGCGCUUCCAAUGUGGAUGUGGUCACGUUUGGACAAUACAUGCGCCCGACAAAGAGGCAUAUGAAAGUACACGAAUAUGUCACGCCGGAUAAAUUUGAGCUGUGGAGACAGCGUGCACUAGAUAUGGGAUUCUUGUAUUGCGCUUCGGGGCCGUUGGUGAGGAGUAGUUACAAGGCUGGAGAGGCGUUUAUUGAGAAUGUGUUGAAGAAGAGGAGGGGUAUGACAACUAAUACUGAUGCUUCUUCAACUGUUGCUUCUUCGCCGGAUAUAGCAACGGACGCUCUCAACCAUUAA
This is a messenger RNA of Talaromyces atroroseus, 1275 nucleotides long. RefSeq names its product Lipoyl synthase, mitochondrial. The coding region runs from base 1 to 1275 and encodes 424 amino acids. Gene Ontology annotation, molecular function: 4 iron, 4 sulfur cluster binding; lipoate synthase activity. Gene Ontology annotation, cellular component: mitochondrion. NCBI's taxonomy places the organism in Eukaryota, Fungi, Ascomycota, Eurotiomycetes, Eurotiales, Trichocomaceae. The transcript has a single exon. The record is from RefSeq and is a predicted model, not a curated record. Gene Ontology annotation, biological process: lipoate biosynthetic process.